Messenger RNA from Perca fluviatilis (European perch), 2536 nucleotides. RefSeq names its product nuclear factor 7, brain-like. The record is from RefSeq and is a predicted model, not a curated record. Gene Ontology annotation, molecular function: protein binding; zinc ion binding. The coding region runs from base 215 to 1636 and encodes 473 amino acids. NCBI's taxonomy places the organism in Eukaryota, Metazoa, Chordata, Actinopteri, Perciformes, Percidae. The transcript is spliced from 2 exons.
GGCACACACAGACAACCACUACUUCUACUGAGAGAGAACAGCUACAGGAAGGAGUUCUGGGACUUCAACCAGCUGCUGAAACCACAAAGUGAACGUGAGUUUUAUAAGAACAAAGACUCAAAGUGAAAGUAACUUUCGGGAAAAGUUGAAGUGGCUGAGCUGUCAGCCUGCUGUGAUUGAGCCUGCUGUGUUUCCGUCUUCACUCAGAGACUAAAUGGCUUCCAGAUCAGAGGAGGAUCUCUGCUGUCCAGUCUGUCAAGAUAUCUUUAGAGAUCCUGUUGUUCUGUUGUGUAGCCACAGCUUCUGUAAAGACUGUCUUAAGGGCUGGCGGAGAGAGAAACAGACACGGGAGUGUCCGGUUUGUAGGAAAAGAUCCUUGUCUAAACCACAUCUUAGCCUGGUGUUGAAGAACCUGUGUGAGGCCUUCAUACAGGAGAGAGAUCAGAGAUCUUCAGAGGCUCUCUGCAGUCUGCACUCUGAGAAACUCAAACUCUUCUGUCUGGACCAUCAGCAGCCGGUGUGUCUCGUCUGCAGAGAUUCAGAAACACACACCAACCACAGAUUCAGACCCAUCGAUGAAGCUGCACGACAACACAAGAAGGAACUUCAGGAAACUCUGGAGCCCUUAAAGGAGAAGUUAAAGGGUUUUGAACGAGUAAAAGAGGAAUGUGAUAAAACAGCAAAAGUCAUAAAUGUCCAGUCACGACGCACAGAGAUGGAGAUUAAGGAUCAGUUUACGACGCUUCACCAGUUUCUAAAACAUGAAGAGAAGGCCAGGAUUGCUGCACUGAGAGAGGAAGAGGAGCAGAAAAGUCAGAGGAUGAAGGAGAAGAUGGAGGCUCUGAGCAGAGAGAUAGCAGCUCUUUCAGACACAGUCAGAGCCACAGAGGAGCAGCUGAGAGCUGAAGACGUCUCAUUCCUGAUCAACUACAAGGCUGCAGUGGAAAGAGUCCAGCAGCACCCCCUGCUGGAUGAUCCACAGCUGCUCCCAGGAGCUCUGAUAGACGAGGCCAAACACCUGGGCAACCUGAGCUUCAACAUCUGGAACAAGAUGAAGGACGAGGUCUCCUACACUCCUGUGAUUCUGGACCCAAACACUGCUAUGUCAGACUUCAUCCUGUCUGAUGAACUGACCUGUGUGAGAAAACUACUGGGCUCUGAGGGCUUUGACUCAGGGACUCACAGCUGGGAUGUCAAGGUCGGAAACAGUACAUUCUGGGAACUGGGUGUGUUAGCAGAGUCUGUCCAGAGGAAGAGAGACAUUCAGUCUGGAAUAUGGAGCAUAGUGUUCAAAGAAGGUGAAUACUCAGCACAGUCACUACCAGAUCCAGAAACCGAUCUUGAGCCGGACACGCCGCCCCGGAGGAUCCGAGUGACUCUGGACUGGGACGGAGGAAAGCUGUCGUUCUAUGAUCUUUGUACUAACACACACAUACACACCUUCACACACACUUUCACUGAGAAGUUGUUUCCAUUGACUGACACUGAGGAGAACAUGUUUGUUUUACCACUGAAGGUCUGUGUGACUGUAGAACAGAUUAAUGAUUAUGAUGAUUAUGAUGGUCAUGGUGGUUAUGAAGAUUAUGAUGGUAAUGAGGAUGGUGAUGAUGAUGAUUAUCAUUUAAUUAUGGGUUAAAAAAAGAGAAGGGUAGAGAGAAGGGGAAUGACAUGCAACAAAGGGCCGCAGGUCGUAGUCAAACCUGCAGCCGCUGCGUCGAGGAGUAAACCUCUAUACAUGGGCAUCCGCUCCACCAGAAGAGCUAACCAGGGGCCCAGACAUCAGAAAUACAGAAUAACAAUUGGCCCGAUUUUUAUGUAACUUGGUGGAAGAGUGUAGCAUGGACUGAGAAAAACCCAUUACAUUUUGAUCUGAAUCACGGGGCGGAUACACAAAUUAUUUCUGCAUUAACAUUGCGAGCUACAGUGUUUUUGUUGCAUUCAAGUGGUGUAGGAAUUAUUGGAAAAACUAGUUCCUGACUGGGACUAAACUUAUAAAGAAAUACUUAGUGUCGAUUGUUGCUAAGUUAUUCAUCUUGGCAACAAGAUAUGUGGAGUUCCCCAAGGCUCAAGCCUCGGCCCGCUUAUUUUACAUUUACAUGCUUCCAUUAGGCCAAAUUAUACAAACCAACAUCAACUAUGCAGAUGACAAAUUUGGCUUUUUAAGGAGGUCCGCUCUCUCUUCAAGUUUAAGGUUGUUUUUGUUAAUGUCAAAGUUUAUUCUUUUGAACAGACCUAUCAGUACGUUCAUUGAGUUUAGAAGAUAUGCUUGCUCUUGGGGGAAUUAUUGGAAUUGUUGGGUCUAUGUAAAUUAUAGAGUGUGGUCUAGACUUAUUCUAUCUGUAAAGUGAGAGAUAACUCCUGUUAUGAUUUCAUACUAUUACAAUACAAUUGAAUUGAAAAUAAAGAUAUAUUCAGUUGUACAGUUAUAUUCUCUUGGUUUUUAUUUUCUUAAUCUCUUGGCAGUUUAAUGACCUGUUGUGUGUUGUGUUGUACUUUGUCUCAAUAUUUUAAUGUUUAAUGUAACUUAAAACAUAGC